Andrographis paniculata is the source of this 1500-nucleotide messenger RNA. Its product is annotated as rust resistance kinase Lr10-like. Gene Ontology annotation, biological process: protein phosphorylation. The coding region runs from base 69 to 1229 and encodes 386 amino acids. The transcript is spliced from 4 exons. Gene Ontology annotation, molecular function: ATP binding; protein kinase activity. Lineage: Eukaryota; Viridiplantae; Streptophyta; Magnoliopsida; Lamiales; Acanthaceae. The record is from RefSeq and is a predicted model, not a curated record.
GAGCUUUUCUUCUAGAAUUUUUAUAUAUUUUUAUACUUUAAUUUUAUAUAUUUUUGUUUACAGGGACAAUGGUUACGGUUCUUUGGACAAUUGGUGAGAUCUUAUCUAUAAGACUUGCAAUUGGGUUUGUGGUUGGAUUUCCUCUUCUAUUGUGGUUGGUGGUCCAUAAAUGGAGAAGACGCCAUUUAUGCAUGGAUACAAAUGUUGAAAAGUUUUUACAAGAUCAACAUGAUUUUGCACCCAUAAAAUACAGUUACUCGGAUGUCAAGAAAAUGACGAGCAAUUUUAACGAAAAAUUGGGUGAAGGAGGCUAUGGAACUGUCUAUAAAGGAAAGCUUCGAAGUGGUCUUUAUGUGGCGGUAAAGAUGUUAGACCAAACCAUAGCCGGGGUCGAAGAAUUCAUCAAUGAAGUUGGCACAAUCGGGCGAAUCCACCAUGUCAAUGUAGUGCAUCUCGUUGGGUUUUGUAUCGAACGCUCAAAGUAUGCUUUGGUAUAUGAGUUUCUUCCUAAUGGUUCCCUCGAUAGAUAUAUCUUCAACGAACAAAGUUUAGGAGUGCUCGCCUUGACGCUCGACAAAAUGUUUGAAAUUGCACUUGGAGUGGCGCGUGGAAUUGGAUAUUUGCAUCAUGGUUGUGAUAUGCAAAUCCUACACUUUGACAUCAAACCUCACAACAUACUACUCGACGAGAAUUUCAAUCCAAAGAUAUCUGAUUUCGGGCUUGCAAGAUUGCACCCCACCAAUGAGAGCUUCAUAAAUUUAACGGGUGCAAGAGGAACGAUGGGAUACAUGGCACCCGAGAUGUUCUACAAAAACAUGGGCGGCAUAUCUUACAAGGCCGAUAUAUAUAGCUUUGGAAUGAUGUUGAUGGAAAUGGCGGGAAAAAAGAAAAUCAUGAAUGACUUGGUUGAAGAAAGGAAUCGAAUCUACUUCCCGAUGUGGAUAUAUGACCAACUAUGUGCAGGAAAGGACAUCGAGAUGAAAGAUGCAAGCGAAGAGGAAAAAAGAAUGGUGAAAAAGAUUAUGAUAGUCGCAAUGUGGUGCAUACAAAUGAGACCAUCCGAUCAACUUCCUAUCAACAAAGUAAUAGAAAUGCUUGAAAGUGAGUCCGAACCACGGAUGCCUUCAAGACCAUUUGCAGCGCCGCGUGAGAUAGAAGCCGAAACGGAUGAUCAUGGAACUCAAACUUAUCUUGUAGAUUGCAUCAACUUAGAUUUACUUCAAAGUUGAGCAUUGUGUUGAGAAUAAAGAGGUGAUAAAGAGGAGGUUCUACAGGUAUGAACAUGGUGAUUAUGAUGCUCCCUCUGAAUCUUCUUCAUCUGACUCUGAAGUGGAGGUAGAGGCCACUGAUGAAACAGAAUAUGAAGAAGAAGAGGAGGAGGAGGAGGAGGGAGAUGAGGAGAAUGAAAAUGCUGUUGUAAGGCGAAAGGGAGAAACUUCUUCUUCUGGUUACGAGAGCGAGGAUAGUUCAGCAAAUGAAGUCAAUCUUGAUUCAUCAGGU